Messenger RNA from Mobula hypostoma (lesser devil ray), 1648 nucleotides. It is a transcript of the gene capzb, whose product is annotated as capping actin protein of muscle Z-line subunit beta. Gene Ontology annotation, cellular component: F-actin capping protein complex; cytoplasm. NCBI's taxonomy places the organism in Eukaryota, Metazoa, Chordata, Chondrichthyes, Myliobatiformes, Myliobatidae. The transcript is spliced from 10 exons. The record is from RefSeq and is a predicted model, not a curated record. Gene Ontology annotation, biological process: actin cytoskeleton organization; negative regulation of filopodium assembly; barbed-end actin filament capping. The coding region runs from base 154 to 987 and encodes 277 amino acids. Gene Ontology annotation, molecular function: actin filament binding.
AGGACCAUACUUGGGCAAGCUGGAGAUUCGGGCGCUGAUUGGUUAAGCGCAGGGUUGCCUGCGUGACCCGGAUGAUCACUCGGGCCCGAGGAAGGAACCGUCCGCGAGACAGUCGCCGCCGCUGCUUCUGCCGAAUCACCGCCAACCGUCGCCAUGACUGAUCGACAACUGGAUUGUGCCUUGGAUUUGAUGAGGCGUCUUCCACCUCAACAAAUUGAGAAGAAUCUCAGUGAUCUGAUUGAUUUGGUUCCAAAUCUCUGUGAAGACCUAUUAUCAUCAGUUGAUCAGCCACUAAAGAUUGCCAGGGAUAAAGUGGUUGGAAAGGAUUACUUACUUUGUGACUAUAAUAGAGAUGGUGACUCAUACAGGUCACCUUGGAGUAAUAAAUAUGAUCCCCCUCUGGACGAUGGUGCCAUGCCAUCAGCUCGUCUGCGGAAACUGGAAGUUGAAGCCAACAAAGCAUUUGAUCAGUACAGAGACCUAUAUUUUGAAGGAGGAGUUUCUUCUGUCUACCUCUGGGACUUGGACCAUGGAUUUGCUGGUGUGAUACUGAUCAAGAAAGCUGGUGAUGGAUCAAAAAAGAUCAAGGGCUGCUGGGACUCCAUUCAUGUCGUGGAAGUUCAGGAGAAAUCAAGUGGACGUACUGCUCACUACAAGCUGACCUCCACAGUUAUGCUUUGGCUACAAACAAACAAGACUGGCUCUGGCACUAUGAACCUUGGUGGCAGUCUGACCAGACAGAUGGAGAAGGAUGAGAACGUGAGUGAAUCGUCGCCUCACAUUGCUAAUAUUGGAAAGCUGGUAGAGGAUAUGGAAAACAAGAUCAGGAGUACAUUGAAUGAUAUCUACUUUGGGAAAACAAAGGAUAUUGUGAAUGGACUAAGAUCAAUUGAUGAUAUACCAGACACCCAAAAGCUUAAGCAGUUACAGAGGGAACUGUCUCAAGUACUCACCCAGCGCCAGAUCUUCAUCCAGCCUGAUAAUUAAAUGCCCAGGUCUGUGCCAUCACUUGCAGACAGAUCAAGCCAGGAAGCUCUGAUAACUAAUUUGGCAGAAGCUUUGAAGAAAAGACAGCAGCAACCUUAUUGAUUCUUAGCUAACUGACAAAAGCAAAGCACUGUCAGUUUCAGUUACAUUUGUUUUCAUAUUUCUUUUGUUCUUUAAUUUGUCCCUUUUAAAAUUUGCCUGAACUAUUCGUUUAAAAGCCAUUCUAACCCUGUCCAAAUUGUAUAAAAUGCUGUGUUUUAGCUUGUAAAACCUACUUCAAACUAUAAGAAAGCUUAUUUCACAAUCCAACAUGAGGAACAUUUACUAAAAGGCAUCUUGUACUUUCAUUUUUGUUGGUCGCAUUGGUUAACACAACACCAACCUAGCAUUUUUUUUUGUUCAAGGACACUGGUUAUGCUUAUGUAAAAUGUAAAGCAAGAAUAAAAUUGACUUGCAAAUGACUAUGGUGGGAUGGAGACCCAAUCUCACCAGAGCAUCAUGUUAUAAUUACCGGUUUUAACUUUCCAAGGAACAAGGGUUGUAUGUUCAGUAUUGUACUAUAGAAAAGAUAUGAUAUAAAUUGUCCUGAAAUUCUACAAAUUCUAACAUAUUGCCUUUAAGGUUUUCCCGUGUCAAUAUUUUAAAGAAUGCAAGGGUUUCU